Molecule: messenger RNA, 1061 nt
Organism: Cricetulus griseus (Chinese hamster)
Lineage: Eukaryota; Metazoa; Chordata; Mammalia; Rodentia; Cricetidae
Source: RefSeq, a predicted model, not a curated record
UCUGGGAUGCUGUGGCUGCUGUUCCUCACCCUCCCCUGUCUGGGGAGCACAAUGCCUGUGACUCCUGACCUUGGCUCAGGAAAGGAGUUGGUAGGCAUCGUCGGGGGCUGUCCUGUCCCAGUCAGCCGGUUCCCAUGGCAGGUCAGCCUGAGGUUCUAUGACAUGAAGGGCAGAAAAUGGGAACACAUCUGUGGGGGCUCUCUCAUCCACCCUCAGUGGGUGCUGACUGCUGCCCACUGCGUGCGGCCGAAAGAACUGGAGGCUUGUGGCUUUCGGGUCCAAGUUGGACAGCUGAGGCUCUAUGAAAACGACCAGCUGAUAAAAGUGUCCAGGAUCAUCCGCCACCCCAAGUUCUAUGAGAAGCUGUCUGCUCUGGGGGGUGCAGACAUUGCUCUGCUGAAACUGGACACCCCAGUUGUGCUGUCAGAGCAUGUCCACCCUGUCACCCUCCCUGCUGCUUCCCAGAAGGUCUCCCCAAGGAAGACCUGCUGGGUGGCUGGCUGGGGUGUCAUCGAGGACAACAUGCCACUGCCACCACCCUACCAUCUACGGGAAGUAGCAGUCCCCAUUGUGGGAAACAAUGAUUGUGAGCAGAAGUACCAGACCAAUUCUUCCUUGAACAGCAAGACCAGGAUCAUCAAAGAGGACAUGCUUUGUGCUGGGAUGGAGGGCCGGGACUCCUGCCAGCGUGACUCUGGGGGCCCUUUGGUAUGCAGGUGGAACUGCUCCUGGAUCCAGGUGGGUGUGGUCAGCUGGGGCAGAGGCUGUGGACUUCCUGACUUCCCUGGUGUAUACACUCGAGUGAUGAACUACAUAUCCUGGAUCAACCGCUAUGUCCCUAAGUUCCCAGAACCCUCGAUGGGGCCAGAUGGGAUUCAUACAACGAAAGAGACCCUAACAACUCUUGUUGACCCCCUCACUCCUUCUUCUGGUCAAGCCUCACCCUAUUAACCCUCCCUAUCCCAUGAUAAUGAAAAUCCUUCUGCUCCUGGUCUAAAGUCUCUAGUGUACCUUACCUCUGGGAGGGUGGGGCUAAAGUCACAUCUCUCAGAAGUAGCUGG